GGAGAGCGAGAGACCGAACGAGGAGACGCGAGGAGGAGGGAGGAGAGGGGGAGGCGGGGGGAGCGCGGAAUGAAAAGCUCGGAGCGGGGAAAAAGCAGCACAGCGAAGCCCAAGUUGCCGAGCGAGCGGAGCGCUCUCGCGGCCCGGAGCCCAGCUGCAGCCGCGCCCGGCAGCCCGGCCCGGCCCCGCCUGCUCUGGGCCCCCGCCGGCGGAGGCCGCCGGGCGGGGGCGGGGACGGAGACGACCAACUUGGGUCGCGGCGCAUCCCGGCUCUCCCGAGAGCGCCGAGCCCGGGAGCGCCACCGCCACGGCCAGACGGCGGGAGCGGAGCGAGGCGAGCAGAGGCGGCGAGCGACUCCCGCGCCGCAGCCCAGGCCUUGGCGAGAGCGCGAAUAUUUUUCAAACGACUCAAACUUUCCUUCUUUCCCCGCGUUCUGGGGUCUCUCUUGGAUGGAAUUGCUCUCCUGAUUCCCGCGGGGCGCUGGGGCGCGAUUCCUCCCCGGGGUUCCUCGGUGGCUCGGCUAACUUCGCGGACCCGUGGACCCGUGACUCUCGCCCCUCCGCGGAGCCUAGCCCGCGCUUCUCCCCUGCUCAGGAGGGCCAGAGCCGGGGCUUUUCGCCUCCGAGAGGACGCCCAGCCCGGCUCCCUUGGGUCGGGCCACUGAGCCCCCAGCACCAGCCGCAGAACUGGAGACAGCGGAUUAACCCCAGCGGAGCCCCGGCCUCCCCGCCCCAGCUCCGCGGAGGGGCGUCCCCUGGGCGGGGAAACGACAAGUUUGUCAGUCGUCGGUGGCCUGUUGGAUCGAAGCGCCUCCGCCUCCGCAAAGGGGUCCCUGGCGCCCAGAACCCCGAGCGGACAUCCCUGGGAACCCGGAGAGGCUCGGCGGCCGGACUUCUCGGGCCGGGGCGCUGGCUGCUGCGCCGGGCGCGCCGAGGCACCCGGGGCCGGGCCAGCGCCCCCUGCGUUCCCACGCGGGCAGCGGCCCCGCCGGAGGAGAAACCCAGGUCGCUGCCGCCGCCACCGCCGACUCCUCAGCCUCCUGAUUUCCGUUGCCGCCGCCGCCGCCCCCUCCGUCGCCUCUCGGGGAAGGGGAAGACGCAAGGGGCAUCGCAGGGCCCCGGCGGAGGCGCCCCCCACCGCCUCUCGGGCUGUGCCGCCUCGCGGGGAUGAAGCACGGGCCGUGAAGAUGGAGGUGACCUGCCUUCUACUUCUGGCGCUGAUCCCCUUACACUGCCAGGGACAAGGAGUCUACGCUCCAGCCCAGGCUCAGAUCGUGCACGCGGGCCAGGCGUGUGUGGUGAAAGAGGACAACAUCAGUGAGCGCGUCUACACCAUCCGGGAGGGGGACACCUUGGUGCUGCAGUGCCUUGUCACCGGGCACCCUCGGCCCCAGGUGCGUUGGACCAAGACCGCGGGCAGCGCGUCGGACAAGUUCCAGGAAACAUCGGUGUUCAAUGAGACACUGCGCAUCGAGCGCAUCGCGCGCACGCAGGGCGGCCGCUACUACUGCAAGGCUGAGAACGGCGUGGGCGUGCCUGCCAUCAAGUCCAUCCGGGUGGAUGUGCAGUACCUGGACGAGCCAGUGCUGACAGUACACCAGACAGUGAGCGAUGUUCGAGGCAACUUCUACCAGGAGAAGACGGUGUUCCUGCGCUGUACGGUGAACUCCAACCCACCUGCCCGCUUCAUCUGGAAGCGGGGCUUGGACACCUUGUCUCACAGCCAGGACAAUGGGGUCGACAUCUAUGAGCCCCUCUACACCCAGGGGGAGACCAAGGUCCUGAAGCUGAAGAACCUGCGGCCCCAGGACUAUGCCAGCUACACCUGCCAGGUGUCUGUACGCAACGUGUGUGGCAUCCCGGACAAGGCCGUCACCUUCUGGCUCACCAACACCACGGCACCACCAGCCCUGAAGCUGUCUGUGAACGAAACUCUGGUGGUGAACCCUGGGGAGAAUGUGACGGUACAGUGUCUGCUGACAGGCGGUGAUCCUCUGCCCCAGCUGCAGUGGUCCCAUGGACCAGGUCCACUGCCCCUGGGUGCCCUGGCCCAGGGUGGCACCCUCAGCAUCCCUUCAGUGCAGGCCCAAGACUCUGGCUACUACAACUGCACAGCCACCAACAAUGUGGGCAACCCUGCCAAGAAGACUGUCAACCUCCUGGUGCGAUCCAUGAAGAAUGCCACAUUCCAGAUCACCCCAGAUGUGAUCAAAGAGAGCGAGAACAUACAGCUGGGCCAGGACCUGAAGCUGUCAUGCCAUGUGGAUGCAGUGCCCCAGGAGAAGGUGACCUACCAGUGGUUCAAGAAUGGCAAGCCAGCACGCAUGUCCAAGAGGCUGCUGGUGACUCGCAAUGACCCUGAGUUGCCCGCUGUCACCAGCAGCCUAGAGCUCAUUGACCUACACUUCAGCGACUAUGGCACCUAUCUGUGUGUGGCUUCCUUCCCGGGAGCACCUGUGCCCGACCUGAGCGUCGAGGUCAACAUCUCCUCUGAGACAGUGCCUCCCACCAUCAGCGUGCCCAAGGGCAAGGCCGUGGUGACCGUGCGCGAGGGCUCGCCCGCCGAGCUGCAGUGCGAGGUGCGGGGCAAGCCGCGGCCGCCUGUGCUUUGGUCCCGUGUGGACAAGGACGCUGCGUUGCUGCCCUCGGGGCUGCCCCUCGAGACCUCGGACGGGAAGCUGCGGCUGGAGCGUGUGAGCCGCGACAUGAGUGGGACCUACCGCUGCCAGACGGCUCGCUAUAAUGGCUUCAACGUGCGCCCCCGCGAGGCCCAGGUGCAGCUGAACGUGCAGUUCCCGCCGGAGGUGGAGCCCAGCUCCCAGGACGUGCGCCAGGCACUGGGCCGGCCAGUGCUGCUGCGCUGCUCGCUGCUUCGAGGCAGCCCCCAGCGCAUCUCCUCGGCUGUGUGGCGCUUCAAAGGGCAACUGCUGCCUCUGCCGCCUGCCGUCCCCGUCGCCGCCGAGGCCCCCGACCACUCUGAGCUGCGCCUCGACGCCGUCACCCGCGACAGCAGCGGCAGCUACGAGUGCAGCAUCUCCAACGACGUGGGCUCCGCUGCCUGCCUCUUCCAGGUCUCGGCCAAAGCCUACAGCCCGGAGUUUUACUUCGACACCCCCAACCCCACCCGCAGCCACAAGCUGUCCAAGAAUUACUCCUACGUGCUGCAGUGGACCCAGAGGGAGCCUGACGCUGUCGACCCUUUGCUCAACUACAGACUCAGUGUCCGUCAGUUGAAUCAGCAAAACGCCAUGGUGAAGGCCAUCCCGGUGCGGCGUGUGGAGAAGGGGCAGCUGCUGGAGUACAUCCUGACCGACCUUCGAGUGCCCCACAGCUACGAGGUCCGCCUCACGCCCUACACCACUUUCGGGGCUGGAGAUACGGCCUCCCGCAUCAUCCACUACACAGAGCCCAUCAACUCUCCCAAUCUGUCAGACAACACCUGCCACUUUGAGGAUGAGAAGAUCUGCGGCUACACCCAGGACCUGACAGACAACUUUGACUGGACCCGGCAGAAUGCCCUCACCCAGAACCCCAAGCGCUCCCCCAACACUGGUCCCCCCACGGACAUAAGUGGCACCCCUGAGGGCUACUACAUGUUCAUUGAGACAUCAAGGCCCCGGGAGUUGGGGGACCGCGCGAGGUUGGUGAGUCCCCUGUACAACGCUAGCGCCAAGUUCUACUGCGUCUCCUUCUUCUACCACAUGUACGGGAAGCAUAUCGGCUCCCUCAACCUCCUGGUGCGGUCCCGGAACAAAGGGCCACUGGACACGCACGCCUGGUCCCUCAGUGGCAAUAAGGGCAACGUGUGGCAGCAGGCGCAUGUGCCCAUCAACCCCAGUGGGCCCUUCCAGAUUAUUUUUGAGGGGGUUCGAGGCUCGGGCUACCUGGGGGAUAUCGCCAUAGAUGACGUCACACUGAAGAAGGGAGAGUGUCCCAGGAAGCAGAUGGAUCCCAAUAAAGUGGUGGUGAUGCCGGGCAGUGGAGCCCCCUGGCAGUCCCGCCCACAGCUCUGGGGGCCCAUGGCCAUCUUCCUCUUGGCGUUGCAGAGAUGAUGAGCGCUUCGUGGCCCCCCCACCCCGCCCCCGGCACACCAAAGUGUCCGCAUCGUACCAAAGACUGACCCCAUGCCAGCCGGGGUGCCCAGGGGCAGAGCCGCCCGCCAGUGAGGGGGCCUGCAUUGGCUGUGAGGAUGAGCAGAGAACAAGGACAGCGGCCCAGCACUGAGGCCCCGGAGACGCUUGUUCGACACACGCACACACACACCCACACUCACACACACAGAGAUAAAUUAAAGCACAAGUUUCUAUCUGACCCGCCAGCAUCUUCUUUGCUGCAGAGACAGGGGACUCGCCUGAAUGGCAUCCACCACUCCAGGGACCUCGGCGCCACAUAGGCCUUGUCCUGGCUGCACCUGCGGUGUGUUUCUGACCUUCCCCUGUCCCUGACUCAAGGCUGAGCUCAGCCCCGUGGCUUUACCAGAAGGAGCCAGAAGGGGAGCAGACACAGGAGCCCUGCCCUUGGCUGGACUCUGGGGCCCCCUGGAAUGGAGGAGGCCGGGGUCAUCGGGGGCCAAGCGGGACUGACUCUGCGAACGACAAAGGACAUGAGGCACCAGCUGCACACAACUCUGUUCCCAGAGCGAAGGCCAGAAGCCGGAGAGCCCAGGCCACCCGUAUCCCCUGACCCAUUCAUUCCUGGGAUGUCAUAUCCCGCCCCUCACUGUGCCCCCCUCGAAGGGACCUAGCGCAGGGUCUUGGGCCCGGACAGUCUGGAGACUGACCCCUUCCCCACCGUCCCCAUCCCACUGCACCCCACCCCACAAGCAGCUGUAUUCCUGAGAGCACAGUCCCUGCCCUGCUCGGCUGGCCUGACCUCAGACCCCAGCUGAGCCAGGGGGGAGGGGUGGUGGCCAAGCCAUUUUCUGGGGUGAGGCUUGGCUCCGAGAGGGGCAGAGGAGAAGUCCUGCUUUUAUGAUUUCAUGCCCCCAUAUUGCACAUUGAUCUUAGGGGUAGAGUGGAACCUCCAUUUCUUAUAUACUUGCCAGGAAGGGGUGCUCUGGACGGGGUGUGUGUAGGGGGCUGCCCUGUCCUCCUCCACCGCAAAGCACUGUCUAAUAGGCUGUUCCCUUCCCCGCCCAGGGUCAGUGAAGGAGGAGGGGUUUGUAGGCCUGGGGGUGGUGUGUGGGGCAGUUGCUGGUCACCAUGUUCCCUGGGAGCUGAGCCUUGUGCCCCAAAACUGGGAAAGGGCUCCAUGCCCUUGGUCCUGGGUUGGGAGACUGAGACGGACAGGAUGGGACCUAGACCUCCUCCUCACUGUCAUCCCUGAGCCCCCCCUCCUAGCAGUCCAUGGGAGAGAGGAGGCCCAACCCCUUCCAGGGUGAGUCAUCACGUGUGCGUGCAUGUGGCUGUGUGGGUGUGCACGUGUGAGCAUGUGUGGGCCCAUCUGUUGUCUGUGUACCACUGUGGGUAUAUCUCUAGCAGGAGCGUGUGCAAAUAUGUAUCUGCGUGUGCAGUUAUCCAUAUGUGAGGCUGGGUCUAACCCCCGUCUCUUGUGAGUGCCUGCGUAUGUCAGUAUGUCCAUCUUCAUUUGUGACAUGAAUGUUUGUGGAGUGCUGGCCAAAUAUGCCACUUCAGCCCUAUUCUGUAGUCUCAAGCUGCCUGCUACCACCUGAAUUUCUACCUUUUAUCCCCUACGGGUGACAAAGAGCUUACAGAUGACCCUAUGGAAAUGAAGGCAUCUUUGGUGGAGGUGUCACAGGGCUCCUCCUGGAGCAUUUGGUGGGGACAGCUGCAGAGAAGGGAAACCAGAGUAAACGCUGCCCAUCUCAGCUCUGCCAGGCUGGUGUUAUCAUCGUCACCAACAGCUGGUGGGUGGCCAGGCCAGGGCUGGAGUGGGGACUCCUGAUACCCGACCAGCGUGGCUGCCUUCCCGGCCCAGCCAAGGCCUCUAUCCGAAAUGAGUGGCUCCGGGUUCCCAGAACGUGCUGCCAUUUUUCUGCGGGUAUUGUUCCUUAAUUGUCCCAUCUGUGCAGGGUCUGUUGUCCCAACUAGACUGUGAGCUCCUCCUCUGAGCCUUCCAACCCUCCCCUGACCCCAUCCCACCCUCAUGCCCAGCACAAGUGGGUCUGUUAUGGAAAUCUCUCAACGGGCUUUGCCUAGCGGAAUGGAUUAUAGAAAUCAGUGGUUCCCAGCAGAAUAGAACCACCAGAGAUUCUUUUAGAAAGCACCAAUGCUUGGGGCCCGCUCCAGAGAUUCCAGUUUAAUUGGACUGGAGUGCAACCUGGCAUCAGAAAUGUUUGAAAGCUCCUCAGGAGAACCCUAGAGUAGGAACCACUGGCCUAUCACCUGCCAGGUGCUUCCCCCGUGCCCUGGCUGGCGUGGGUGCUGGAGAUCAGAGCGCUUCCUCCUUGGGGCUCCAUGGUGCCCCGUGCCUACUGCCCUCAGAUGACCUUUGAAUACAUCUGUCCCCUGCUCUGGCUGCUCCAUAAUGGAGACCCUCUCUCCCUUGUUCACCUCCGCAUCUGUAGAGCUGGAUACAGAAAAGGGAGUCAGCAUAUGUCAGCUGAGCUGAAGCACAUACACAUGGCCUCUGAGUUCUGGUCUGUUUGGAGAGAGGGGACAUGGUCAUGUGGACAGAGAGUGCGGAGUGGGGGAGCACCAGGGAGCACUUCCAGAGGGAGGUCGGGGUGGGACCGGGGCAGCCCUGACUCCAGGGUGGCUUGACCUGGGCUAACAAAGUGCCCGAGGGAGCCGCUGAGAUCCUUGGUCCUUGCGUGUGUCUGCGUGUGCCAGCAGGCCUGCAGCGGAUGUGGGUGUCAGUGUGUGCUGACAUUAACAGUGUGUGAUGCGAGCACCUAGGGGGGUGCUAGCCUGUGUGUGUGUGUGUGUGGUGGGGGGUCCUGCAAGGAAUGAGUGUCUUUGUGUGUCCCUGGGUGACUUGUGAGUCAGUGUUUGUGUGCCUGUGAGUCAGCACCUCUGUGUCAGCGUCACCUGUGCCAUGCGUGUCUUUGUGUGCCAGUGGGUAUCAGUGUCCAUGUGUUGGUUGGUGGCCCAUGAGGACCCCCAGCCCGGGGGAGACCAGUCUGGCUGGAUCCAGUGCAUCUCCCCAGUGGCAGUCUCACCCUCUGGGUCAGGGUGGCUGAGGCAUUUUGUGGCCUUAAAACAGGGAGUCCAGGGUCAGCCCUCAGGGUGUUAGGGUCCUCUACCCCUGUCCCUUCCAGCUUGGUGUCUGGGGGACAAAGGGACUCCUGGGGCCAGGUGCUGUAUAGGUAAGAGACAGGGAGCCUCAGCUUGGCUGUCCUGCCCCUGGAACCAUAGACGGCCACCCGGGGUGCCGAGCUAAGCCUGCAGACCAAGCCCCCUGCUCCUGGGACGCUCCUUCCGCCUCUGCCCUCUCUGGGAUAGCUCUGACUCUUCUUUCUCAUUCACUUUGCCCUCUCCCUGUGCUCAGUGAAAGCCCCUGGCUCAGGCUGUCGGUGCUGGGAUGGGGCAUAGAGAUCCCAACUUCUCAUGGUAAGAAUGAGAGUUAAGCCCAGAGAGGGGGAGGGACUUGCCCCAGGUCACACAGACAGUUAAGGUGGAGCCAGCCUUGGAAGCCAGGUACUACAGUCCUGGGGUUGUCACACCUCUGGCCACUGCUCAUGCCAGGCAGCAAGGAGGAGCUUGGUCAAACAUCCCUGUCUCUGGGUGCUGGUACAGAUGUUACAGAUGUUACUGGGCCCUGCACUGGGAGAGGUACUGUCUCCCUGCCCCCAAUUCUGGCCCCGCAUCCCAGGCCACGGCCCCUCCUGCCCCAGGUCAAGCCUGGGUGCCACAUGGAGGCUGACACCCUUUGCCCACACUGGCUAUGGCUGCUGCCCUCCCCCAGGCUCCCAGAUGAAAGGGACUCUCUUUCCCCUCCCCUCUGUCUUCACAUGAGCCUGGGCUGGGAAUGAAGGUCAAUGUGUCCUGGUGUCCUUAUCCUGUUGACUUCCCCCUAAGGACCAGGGGAACCUGGGGGAGCAGGGCUAAUCCUUGUGUUUUCCUCUCUCUGGACAGCUCAAGGGGGACGGGGGUAUUUUCAGGGUCUGUCCUCAGGAAUGGGGUGGGUGAACCUGCAAUGGAGGAUCCCUGUAGGGCCACUGGUUGAAUUUCUGGGUUCAGGGGAGCCCUCCUCAAUUCCAAAGGCAGGAUAGCACCCCCUCUCUGUUGAGUCGGUGCUUCUGUGUGUGUGCGUGGAUGAGAGGGUGUGUGUGUGUGUGAGAGAGAGGGCGCAUGCCCGAGUAAGAGUGUGUGUGUGUGAGGGUGUGUGUUAGGGCAGAAGGACCACUCUUUCCUGGGGAUCCCUUGACCCUUAGAGCUGGAAGGGACCUUAGAGACCAUUUAAUCCAGUGUCCCCACUGUACAGGUGAGAAAGCUGAGGUCCAGAGAGAUGGCCCUUGCCCACCACCAGCCCCUCCCCUCAUGUCACCUGCAUUCAUUUCCCAGGGGCACCCCUAGGAAUGCCCUCCCUCCUGGCAUCCCCCCACAGAUGCUCACAUAAUCACCAUCUCAGCACAACUCUGCUGGCCCCUCUGCACCCAUGGCCUCCAAGCAUCCUUCCUGCCCCAGGGUAGCCAGCUCACCAAGGCCUUUACCUCCAACCCAGGAGAAAGGGCAGGGGAAGGAGGGGACUGCUCCAGCCCUGCGGCCUCCAGACUUGGAAGAAAGCCAACCCCUCCGUGCCCAGGCCCACCCUACCACCAAGGUAAAAAGCACAACCGGAGACCCUCAUUAACGGGUGAAAGGGACUGGGGUUGUUUUAGUCACAUGACCCCAUCCUCACCCCUUUGCCUUGCUCUCUGUCUCCGCCCCAGCCUCUGCCCCUUCUUUGUUCCCCUUUCCCCCCCACACCCCCCAGAUGUAACCUCUAGUUGCGGACGCGGUUGUUUCAAUCAA
Delphinapterus leucas (beluga whale) is the source of this 8915-nucleotide messenger RNA. RefSeq names its product MAM domain containing glycosylphosphatidylinositol anchor 1 (gene MDGA1). The record is from RefSeq and is a predicted model, not a curated record. Gene Ontology annotation, cellular component: neuronal cell body; plasma membrane; axon. Gene Ontology annotation, biological process: homophilic cell-cell adhesion; synapse organization. NCBI's taxonomy places the organism in Eukaryota, Metazoa, Chordata, Mammalia, Artiodactyla, Monodontidae. Gene Ontology annotation, molecular function: axon guidance receptor activity; protein binding.